Molecule: messenger RNA, 2143 nt
Organism: Camellia sinensis
Lineage: Eukaryota; Viridiplantae; Streptophyta; Magnoliopsida; Ericales; Theaceae
Product: Transducin/WD40 repeat-like superfamily protein
Molecular function (GO): protein binding
Source: RefSeq, a predicted model, not a curated record
CACAAACCAAACAAGCCGCUGUACAUGCAUAACCACACAUAAGUCGACCCGGAUUCUCCCAACUCCGAAAAUCUCUCUCCACCACCCUACGAUUUCGUCAUCUCCUGCUCCUCCCACCCCAUAUCUUCUCCACCCUUCCUAUCUCUCUCACCAUUUUAUAUACUCUCUCUCUCUCUCUCUCUCUCUCUCCUCUCUCCUCUCUCCCGCCCUUACUUUUUAUCUUUCCCUUGCCAAAAUCUCUCCCCUAUUAUUAUAUCUCUCACACCACACUACUCUCUCCUCCUCAUAUCCGCAAGCUCUCGGCAAUUUCUUCACUUGCGUUUCGGUUCAUUCCCUCAUUGUCGUGCCUUUAAUUAGACAACACAAUUAAUCCAACAUCGUUUUGGGGUUGUCUUGUCUGUGAAUGUGAAGAUUGAUAUAAGGGACAUAAUUUCAGAGCCGGAACGAUGUUCACCGAGACGAACAGCUUGCCUUCUAAAAUAGGCAAUGCUAUGCAUUCCGAUCCAAAUAUUUCGUCCACGGUUAACGAUGAAGAAUACGCCGUUCGUAACAGCAGCUUCUCGUCCUUCGACCCAAGCCGGAUGAGCGGCGAGGGCUCUCCCAUGAUGAUGUCUCCCUGGAACCAAACAACCCCUUUCACCAAAUCACAAUGGUCUAACAUUGAAGACAGUAUUCCUCAAAAACUCCCCCAAAAUGGCCUAAUUGGGUCGCUUGUCCGCGAAGAAGGCCAUAUUUAUUCUCUCGCCGCCACGGGUGAUCUGUUGUAUACCGGGUCGGACAGCAAGAACAUUCGGGUCUGGAAGAACUUGAAGGAAUAUUCUGCGUUCAAAUCCAACAGUGGGUUGGUCAAAGCGAUUAUUAUCUCUGGUGAGAAGAUAUUCACGGGUCAUCAGGACGGCAAGGUUCGGGUCUGGAAAGUACACCCGAAAACCCCCGGAAUCCAUAAGCGGGCCGGAACAAUGCCUACUUUCAUGGACAUAUUCAAAUGCUCCAUCAAACCCAGCAAUUAUGUCGAGGUUAAGCGUAAGCGAUCCACUCUCUGGAUCAAGCACUGCGACGCUAUUUCAUGCCUCAGCAUGAAUGAAGAACAUGGUCUGCUGUAUUCGGCCUCAUGGGACCGAUCCUUCAAGGUUUGGCGGAUCCAGAAUUCCAAGUGUCUCGAGUCGGUUAAGGCCCACGACGACGCAGUCAACUCCGUCGUCUCCACCGCCGGCGGGAUGGUUUUCACCGGCUCCGCUGACGGCACCGUCAAGGUGUGGCGGCGGGAGAUGCAAGGGAAGGUGACCAAGCAUACCCUGCUUGACACCCUAUUGAAACAAGAGUGCGCUGUCACGGCCCUUGCUGUUGGUGGGUCGGGUUCGGUUGUUUAUUGCGGGUCGUCGGACGGGUUGGUGAAUUUCUGGGAACGUGAGAAGGAGUUGUCUCAUGGUGGGGUCCUCAAAGGGCACAAGCUGGCGGUUCUGUGUCUUGAGGCUGCAGGGAAUCUGGUGUUCACCGGAUCAGCGGAUAAAAACAUCUGUGUGUGGAGGAGGGAGGGGAAUAUUCACACGUGUCUCUCCGUGUUGAGCGGUCACACUGGGCCGGUGAAAUGCCUGGCAGUGGAGCAUGAUAAGGAAUCAACGGCUGGGGAUCAAAAAUGGGUUGUGUACAGUGGCAGUCUUGAUAAGUCCGUGAAGGUGUGGAGCGUGUCCCAGCAAGCGCCUGAUCUUCAUCAAGCGGCUAUGAUGCAACAAAACCAGGGUUCUUCAGAUGGGGAUGUUUCUUGGGAUUCUAUUCCAUCGGCAAAGUACUGAAACUCCUGUGACCGUAACUAAUGUUAUGAACACAACAAUUAAUUACAAAAAUAACUAUCGAAUAAAUAAAAAAUAAUUUAUAAAUGUUUAUAGAUGUCAAAAUUUUAUUGUAAAUAUUCGAUGGUUAAUUCUGUGAUUUGUUUUGCGAUCUUAACAUUGGUUUUUUAGCUUGAAAUGAUUUAUUUUACCUUUCAACAUGUCUUGGUAAGUGCCACAUGUACUCUUGGCCAAGCUUGUUUGCGAUGAUUUUGGUAAUGGUGACCAAGCUUGAAGAACAGGGGACAUUGUUGUUUUAUGUUAUUAUGAGCUUGGAUAUUAUUGUUUAUUUAGGAAAAAGUAUUGGAAGAAGA